UAGCGUAGGCGCGGGCUGUGAAGCACGAGGCCGGCGCGGAGACUGCGUGGCGCAGGCGCAGUGCUGGGCUUCUCCUGGGUCCCCAGACAGCUGGAGGAGAUAAACAGAGCAGGAGGAGGGAGGGGAGUGCGUGUGUGAGAGCGCGCGAGGGAGUGUGAGUGUGUGUGAGCGCGGGUGUGAGGCGGUGCGCAGGGGCGGGCGGAGGCGCUGUCCGGCCCCGGCCAGGCGCCGGGCGGGGAGCAUGGGAAGAAGCUAGAGCUGCCCGGGCUCCCAGCCCCCUUCCCGGGAUCCGCGCUCCCACUCCCGGGAGAGGGGCCGGGCCCCCCGGACGGACAUGGGCUCCUGAAGUUGCGCCGCUGCUGGUCCGGGAAAGAGACCUGACAGGAAUUAAAUGUGUGUCUUGUGGAACUGGACUUGGCUGGAAUGUGCAAGGGUCCUGAAGAUCCUUCUGUAGCUUCUUUCUGUUGAACCUAUUAAGAGAAGAUGGCAAAAGUCAACAUAACUAGAGACCUCAUUCAUCGGCAGAUCAAGGAGCGGGGUGCCUUGAGCUUUGAACGGCGCUACCAUGUUACAGACCCUUUUAUCCGGCGGCUGGGCCUGGAAGCAGAGCUGCAGGGUCACUCAGGAUGUGUCAACUGUCUGGAGUGGAAUGAGAAAGGAGACUUGCUGGCCUCUGGUUCCGAUGACCAACACACGAUUGUGUGGGAUCCCCUGCACCACAAGAAGCUGCUGUCCAUGCACACGGGGCACACUGCAAAUAUCUUCUCUGUCAAGUUCCUGCCUCAUGCUGGGGACCGAAUCUUGAUUACGGGGGCAGCUGACUCCAAGGUGCAUGUCCAUGACCUGACGGUAAAGGAGACCAUCCACAUGUUUGGUGAUCACACAAACCGAGUGAAACGCAUUGCCACAGCACCCAUGUGGCCCAACACAUUCUGGAGCGCUGCUGAAGAUGGGCUUAUCCGCCAGUAUGACCUUCGGGAGAACAGCAAACACUCGGAGGUGCUGAUUGACCUGACAGAGUACUGUGGCCAGCUGGUAGAGGCCAAGUGCCUCACAGUCAAUCCCCAGGACAACAACUGCUUGGCGGUAGGGGCCAGUGGGCCCUUUGUGAGGCUCUAUGACAUUCGCAUGAUUCAUAAUCACAGAAAGAGCAUGAAGCAGAGCCCUUCAGCAGGUGUGCACACAUUCUGUGACCGGCAGAAACCCCUUCCAGAUGGUGCAGCCCAGUAUUAUGUGGCAGGUCACCUGCCAGUGAAGCUGCCAGACUAUAACAACCGUCUGAGAGUGCUGGUUGCCACCUAUGUGACCUUCAGUCCCAAUGGCACAGAGCUGCUAGUCAACAUGGGAGGGGAGCAGGUAUGUUCUGUGAUUCUGCCCCCCAUCCUGCCCUACUGUUCCAUAUCCAGUAGCCAAAGCUGUAUGCCUUCAUCCACUGUCCUGAGGCAGAUGGAAGUAACAGCUUCCUUGUAAAUGACAUUACAGUAAAAUGUGGAAGUGACAGGGCAUCAUAAGAAAUCCCAGAGAGACCAGGCACCAUUGGCUCACAUCUAUAAUCCUAGCUACUCAGGAGGCAGAGAUCAGGAGGAUCGCGGUUGGAAGCCACCC
Molecule: messenger RNA, 1605 nt
Organism: Castor canadensis (American beaver)
Lineage: Eukaryota; Metazoa; Chordata; Mammalia; Rodentia; Castoridae
Source: RefSeq, a predicted model, not a curated record